AUGGAGAAGGCAUGCCCUUCUCCCUCGUGCCACAAGCAGCCGGCUACGACUUCAAGCCCCUGGUCGCUGCGAGCAGAGGGCCUCUUUUCCGCACUUAAAGGAGGAGUUAGGAGCAGUCCAGGCACUGCAGGGACACCGUUGGGGCGUGGAGCAACAGAGGGUGUUUCAAUCAUCGAUAUUGGAGCUUCCGCUUCUCCUCAGACUGACGAUUCUCUGGAAGGCCUGUAUGGUGCACCAAAGCUCCCCAAGCAUCCGUCGUUCAGCAUCAGGAAGAGCACUGUUCUGGCCACACUGGACUUUGUGAAGGCCCUUGGAGACAUCUCCUUUGGAAUCGUUGAUGUGUUUCCCAACGAGGACAGGCAAACGGCUCUCGGGGAGUCCCUUGCAGAGCUGAACGCGCAUCUUGCGGGCAUGCCAGCAAACGAGGGAGUGUUCUUCCCCAUGGGCAAGGGGUGCUUCAGAGUGGUGAGGCUACUGGAGGACGAGGCUGUGCUCAUGAGCUCGCGGGACAGAGUGCCCUUCAUGCUGCUGCUCGAAGUCCUCAACUGUCUCCCCUUGAGUGCACGCAAGGCCGGCACAGCACCCGAGGGCAUGGCGCCGGCCAAGACAGGCAUCCCCCUAGCAGCCAGCCAGCCCCUGCCCAUGCGCCCUCCCCCCUGGGCGCUGCACAUGUGGAGUCAGGCGCGGCCCGCCUCUCAGCAAGCUCAGGACGCCCCCCUGGGUCUCUCUCGCACGUUGUCAGACGUGGCUCUUGACCGCGCCAUGGCCAGCAUGUACUCCCGCAUGCGCCUCGUGCAGCUCAGCCUUGAAGUCUGCAAACGACCACCUGCUCCCGCUGCUGCUCCUGGUACUGCUACUGCUACUGCUGCUCCUGCUGCUGGUGUCAGGACAGACAUCCUGAGUCAAGUGCAGCAGGCAGUAGCAGCUGGAGCAGCACUGGCUGGUGCAGGCAGCAAGCCCAACCUGAGUUCAAGCAUCCCUUCUGUGGCAUCCAACACGGAUAAAGAGGGGGGGGGCGAUGCAGAGCAGGCAGAGUGGGAGGAGUACGUGAGUGUGAGGCUGGUGGCGGUGCCAGGGGUGACUCUUGACGAUCUCACAGGCCUGGAUGCUGUCAGCCUCUCCCGUGGCCGAGCUAGAGUGCCCAGCAGCCUUGCCAUCGCACACGUCCGAGCAGUCACCCAUCAAGGCGAGGGGCCUCCUCCAGGCAUGCCUGUCACCAGCCCUUCGUCGGGAGUCGGCCCUGCUCAGGAACUGCUGGAGAGACAACGGGUGGAUGAGAGCUGGGAGAGUCUUAAGACACGAAUACGGCAGUCGUCCAAGUUUGGCACAUCGCCAGACUGGGACUUGCGGUCAGUGAUUGUCAAGAGUGGCGACGAUUGCAGGCAGGAGCAUUUUGCCUUGCAGCUUGUCUCGCACCUAUCUGACAUUUUUCAAGAAUCAGGGCUGCCACUGUGGCUAAGACCGUAUGAGAUCCUGGUAACUUCAGGCAGCACUGCUCUCAUUGAGACCAUAACAGAUGCUAUCUCGUUGCACGCCCUCAAGAGCCGCAACCCCCACAUCAAGAGCUUGCGGCAGUACUUUUGCGAGAAAUUCAAGCAUGGGUCUCCUGAGUUUCGCGUUGCUCAACAGAACUUUGUUGAGAGCAUGGCAGCCUACUCCGUUGUCUGCUACCUCCUGCAGCUGAAGGACCGGCACAAUGGCAACAUUCUUCUGGAUGACCAGGGCCACAUCAUCCACAUUGACUAUGGCUUCAUGCUCUCCAACUCUCCUGGCUCUGUCAACUUCGAAACUGCACCUUUCAAGCUCACCCGUGAAAUGGUUGAGGUUAUGGAUUCUGAUGCCGAUGGUUCUCCAAGCGAGGCAUUCGAUUAUUUCAAGGUCCUGUGCAUACAAGGUUUCCUUACAUGCCGCAAGCAUGCAGAGCGCAUCUUGUUGCUGGUUGAGAUGAUGCAGCAAACACGGUGUCCCUGCUUCAAGGCAAAGCACCGAGUGCUACAUAACUUGAGGAGGCGUUUCCACCUUACACUAACAGAGGAGCAAUGUGUCUCGCUCAUCCUGUCUUUCAUCAGCAAGAGUGUUGAUGCUUGGAGUACCCGGCAGUAUGACUACUACCAGCGUGUUCUGAAUGGUAUUCUGAUAGCCGAAAUAUGUGGUCAGCUUGAGCUCGAGGCUGCAGCAUCGGGAGCACCGCAUCUACCCGCAACGAUCCAGUCGCUGCAUCUGCUUGGCUUGCUUCACGAUGGAGAUUUAAAUGAGGCGCGGUUUUUAUGGAAGCGGAUACCUGCGUCAGUGAAAGACGGCAAUGCUGAGCUUGCAGCCACGUGGAGGGUGGGACAAGCUAUGUGGAAGCGAGACAGCCAAGAUGUUUACGAGGCCUUGAAAGUGUUUGUCUGGUCGCCUGCUGUGCAACCCAUGGUCGCUGCAGUCAAAGACAGAUACACACACACCAUGAUACAACUGUUGGCUCGCUCUUUCUCCACCAUCUCACCCUCACAUGCUGCCACCUUCCUCGGUCUCACCUCCCAAGAGGCUCUUUCAUUCUUGGAGGUCAGGGACUGGGAAUAUGAUUCUACGACAGACAUGUUCACACCACCAGUGGUCCAAGGAGGGAAGGACAAGGAAAUAGAGGAGGAGCAGAGGCAACUAGCUCAGGUGAAGCGUCUGACAGAAUAUGUUUUCAAUCUGGAGCAUUGA
Molecule: messenger RNA, 2694 nt
Organism: Closterium sp. Naga37s-1
Lineage: Eukaryota; Viridiplantae; Streptophyta; Zygnematophyceae; Desmidiales; Closteriaceae
Source: the annotation of a GenBank genome assembly